Eimeria tenella is the source of this 4755-nucleotide messenger RNA. RefSeq lists its product as uncharacterized. The transcript has 2 exons. The record is from RefSeq and is a predicted model, not a curated record. Gene Ontology annotation, molecular function: chloride channel inhibitor activity; potassium channel inhibitor activity; protein serine/threonine kinase activity. NCBI's taxonomy places the organism in Eukaryota, Apicomplexa, Conoidasida, Eucoccidiorida, Eimeriidae. Bases 1 to 4755 code for a protein of 1584 amino acids. Gene Ontology annotation, biological process: monoatomic ion homeostasis; positive regulation of sodium ion transmembrane transporter activity; negative regulation of sodium ion transport. Gene Ontology annotation, cellular component: cytoplasm.
AUGGAGGGUUCUCCUUUGGAGUUCACCUGGGCGGGCCGAGCACUCCUUGCUGCUUCCGCUAGCAGGGGCAGUCACAGCAGCAGCAACCCUGCAGUGCAUCCAACGUCCCCCGCACUGGCAGCAGCAGGAGGAACAGUUGCAACGGGAGCAGCAGCAACUGGCAAACAGCGCAAGCCGCACAUCUUCAGUUUGAUUGACGAAGCUUUCCUGCGCGCUGCUGCUUCCCUCUAUCAGCAGCAGCAGCGGCGAGUGGCGCAGGAGCAUAUCUCCCAGGGAGAGGAGCAGCGGGAGGGGCCACAGCUGACGGAUCGGCAGCAGGAGCAGCAGCAGCAAGAGCGGAGGGAGCAGCAGCAGCACAGUGAGCACCAGCAGCAGCAGCAGCCGCAGCAGGGGCUCGAUGAUGCAGCGCGCAGCCUCUUGUCGUUUAGGGAGCUGCUGCCUCGAGAAGCUGCUGAUGGAGAGACGCCAGCGGCUUGCCUCUUCCUCGACAACACAUGUGCUGCUGCUGCUGCAGCGCAGCAGCACGUUUUGCUGCCUCCUGUCCAUGCUGUCCUGCUCCUGGGACCCUCAGGCAGCCCCAAAGCAGCGCUGGCUGCCGCUGCUAUUAGCUACUGCUUCCAUAAGCUCCAGAAGGCAACAGCAGCGGAGUCCGAGGAUCCAGACGCAGCAGCAGCAGCAGCAGCAACAGGAAGGAGAGAAGCAAUCAGUUCUAUCAGCGACUUUAUAAACAGAAUUUGCAGGGCCUGGUCAUUCCUGGUGCGAGGGCUUACCUCCGUGGCAUCCCCGCACUACAGCAGCAGCAGCAGCAGCAGCAAGUGGUUCUCCCAGGCCUGUGUCUCGACACAGUUUGCUCUUCGCGCCAGAAGCGGGUCAGCAGCACCCCGAGCAGCAGCAGCAGCAGAAACAGCAGCGGCAGCAGGUGCUGCAGCAGGUGUGGCGAGCGUCCCUGAGUGCCAGGUGUACGUGCACCCUCUAUUCCUCGCCGCUGACAGGGCUGCUGCUGCGCCGGUGUUUGGUGCUGCUGCUGCAGCAGCAGCUGCUGCUGUUGAUGACUCCGCAUCAUUUGUCCUGCUGCAACUUGUGAGGACUGCACUCCUGGAGGCCAGCAGGGAAGCAGCAGCGAAAACAGCGGGCGCAGCUGCUGCUGUUGCUGCUGCAGCUGCGUCAGUGCCCAGCGAAGCACCCAACGCUGAAGGUGCCGCGGCAGCAGAAGCAGAUUUUGACCUUUCGAAAACGCGGGCGAGCGAAGCAGCAGCAGCAGCAACAGCAGCUGCUGCUGUUGCGACGCUGCUGCAGCAGCUAGCUGCCCCGGAAAGGGAAGAAGCCUCAUGGCCUUUGACCUGGGGAACUGUUAGCAGUAUUUUGUCUAUUUUAGGUGUUUGUUGCGAAGUGAAGCAGCAGAUAGCCAGAGGGCUAAUUGUUGCUGCUGCUCUACCCUGUAUCUCCUUCACGCCUCCAUCAGGCCACAGCAAACUUCAAAACAGAAGUGCUGCUUCAGUGGUGAGGGAUUUUUUCUUUUUCUGUUGUUUGGAGGCUAUGGGGUCAGGGGCCGACGAUUUGGAAAACUUGUUUGUUUCUUCGCCAUUCUUGUGCUUCGAUUCCGACCUGGCCCCUAUUGCAGCAGCGCGGCGCGCUGCUGCUGCUGCAUCUCAGGUGUACAGACACCUGGUGGGGUGGGUAGCAGAGCUUGGGGGGCGUCAACUGACAGCCCUCGCUGCUGCAGUGCAGCAAACACCUGCAGCGGCUCCACAGGGUGAAGAUUUUGUGCUGCCUUGCUGCUGCAGCACCUGUUCAGACUCCAGAGAAGCAGCUGCAGCAGCAGCAGCAGGGGGCACGGCAGCAGAAGCAGCACAAGCUGAGACGCGAAGGCCGCCGGAGUGCCUGUUUAGCUCUCUCUCGAGCCACUUUAGGCCGCGCCCAUCCUCGCAGUCAGAGCUUGGAAGAGCAGCAGCUGCAGUAGUGCUGCUGGAAACUGUGGACUUCCUGCCAGAUAGUGAGGAGGACGCCACAGCAGCAGCAGCAGCAGCAGCAGCAGCAAGCCAUGCGCCGCGCUUCUUCUCAGCGGGCCUGAGUCGCCUCUGUAGCAACUUUUUGAACGAGAAGCUGCUGCAGCACAUGCAGCAGCAGCUGCUGCAGCAACUUUUGCAGCAGCAUUCCGAGCAGCGAGUACUCUCACCUAGAGAGACCGCUGAACUGCAUCAAGGCAUGGAAGAAUUGCUGCAGCAGCAAACGCUGCAGGAGCAGCAACUGCGUAGACACCAGGGACACCAGCAGCCCAGCUCUGUCUUUAGCUCUGGAGAGGAGGAAGCGGCAUUGCCGGCUUUGGCGCUGCUGGAGGGCCGCAGCAGCAGCAGCUCCAAGAAGCAGCGGCAAAUUAGCGUGUUUGGGUUGCUCUGUGAUGCUGCAAGGUCUCCAAUAAUCAGAGACGAGCAGAGGGAUCAAUUCUUCUUCCAGAAGCUGCAGCAGCAGCUGCCUGCAGCAAAUUUGGCGCUCUGCCGCAGCGUUAGCAGCAGUAGCAGCAACACAGACAGCUCUUCUCCUCUUUCCCUAACUCUGAGACAUGCGUGGGGCAAGAGUACAUACACUGUGGAUGGUUUUGCUGCUGGGGUUGUUCGCUGCAGCACAGCAGCAAACAGAGCGCUGGUGAACUUGUCUCCUCCGCUGCUGCCGUGGCUGCUGCAGCGCCUUGCCGGAGCUGAAGGCAGCAGCAGAAGCAGCAACAGCAGCUGGCUGCUGGGGGCGACGCCUUCGCUUCCUGCAGCUGCAGCAGCGCUUCUGGAUUGUCUUUCACCCCCUAAGUGCAGCUGUUCUUUUGCCGUUUGUUUGCCGGCCACUGUGCUGCAACAGCAGCUGCUGCAAAGGAGACUUUUGCUGCCGCAGCACGCGCUCCUGCAGCGACAGUGGUUCCCGGUGUCUGUACACCUGAAGACUGUGGAAAAAGCCGCAGCGGAGCUGCUGCUGCGAAAUGGCCAUCCUGCACCGAACAGUCCGGCUGCUGCUGUUGCAGCGGUAGCUGCAUUUGUUGCUGCAGCAGCAAGACUGCGCAACAGUGAAGCCUCUUUGCCUGCUGCUCUUACUGAAACAGAGUGCAAAGCCGCCACUUCAGAAGUAGAGACAGCUGCAACAGCAGCGGAAGCUGCAGCAGCAGCAGCAGCAGAGGCGCAGCGAGAACAAUCGGCGAGGCCCUGGAAAUUGGGCACCUCUGCAGUGUUCCUGUCUAGCAGCGCAGCAAUGCAGCUGCUCGAGGUGCAGCAGUGGCUGCAGGAUGAGGGAGAGGGGGAGUGGAUGGCAGCGGCAGCGGCUGCAGCAGCGGCUGCUGCAGCUGCUGCAGAGAGGCGCCAGCAGGUCCGCGCUGCGAUGCGGUCGAGCAUCUUGUGUGUUGCUGUUUUGGAGAAGCUGCGCAAACGCAGCAGCAGGAGAAAAGCCCGCGAGGCAGCUGCAGCAGAGGCAGCAGCAGAAGCAGCAGCAGCAGCGGCUGCAGCCGAAGCGAAAGCAGCGACGGAGACUUCAGAACUCAGCGAUGCGGCACCGUCAGAGACGCAGCAGCAGGUCGAAGCGCCGCAGCAGCAGCAGCGAAUGCCGCAGCUGCUGCUAGUGGGGAGGCGCGUGGACGAGCCACCUCCCAGAUCUGCUGCAAGUGCUGCUGCGGCUGCUACGCUGUCCGAGAACAGCCGCAUCCGCAAAGUGCUGCGCACUCAGAACCAGGCUCGGGAUGACCUGGAGCAGCAGCAGCAGCAGCAGCAGCAGCAGACGGGCAUAGAGGGACGGAUGCAGCUGCAUAAGGCGCCGGAGGAGGGUCAGUUACAGCGGCAGCAGCAGGUUUCGCGCAGAGCAGCAGAAGCACAGUCUGCCCUGCACGCCAGCAGCAGCAACAGCAAAGCUGCAGAGCAAAGCCAGCAGCUUUCUGUGAAAGCAUCUGAAGGCGAAGCAGCUGGUGAAGGAAGCUGCGACAAAGCGGCAACAGCAGCAACAGAAGCAGCAGCAGCAGGAGCAGCCGCAGCUGCAGCAGACCCCGGACAGCAAGAGGCAGCUGCGACGGUAGCCCGAAGUAACCAGGCGCGGUCGCAGAGACAAAGGCGGCAACGGAGACGCCGUGCCUCCCGAGCAGCGUCCGCAGCAGCAGCAGCAGCGGCAGCAGCUAGCGCCCCUGCAGCAGUUUCAGUCUCGCACCACCCCAAAUUCUACCCAGUCCCCCCGCCCCCUCCACCAUAUCCGCCCCCUCCUGCAUACCCCCCACCUCCUCCCAUCCCUCCCCCGCAGCUGCAGCGGGUGCCACUGCAUGCGCUGCAGCAUCAGCAGCUGCUGCUGCUGCAGCAGCAGCUGCGGCAUCUUCCAGCUGCAGCGCAGCCAGCCAUGUUUGCACCUCACCGGCAAGAAUUGCAUCAGUAUCCUCAGCAGCAGCUGCAGUGGCUUCCCGGCGGAAGGCAGCAGCAGCGGCAGCAGCACCGCAGUGCUGCUUACAGAGGCAGGCAGCCGCCGCCGCCGCAGCAGCAGCAGGAUCAGGCGGUACUACCUCUAGAGCAACAGCAAGUGAAGUUUUCCUUGCGCGCAGCUUACAAAGACUCUCAGAUGACUGAUUCGUAUCCGCAGCAGCAGCAGCAGCAGCUGCACUACCAGAGCUCCGACCCACGUUCUUCCUCGCAACGCUUCUAUCCUCACUCUCGCACGCCGCCUCCGCCGCCGCAGCCGCCGCAGCAGCAGCAGCGACAGCAGCAGCAGCAGGCGCAGCGGCCACGAAGCCGCGCUGAUAUGUGA